Messenger RNA from Frieseomelitta varia, 1021 nucleotides. RefSeq lists its product as uncharacterized. The transcript has 3 exons. Bases 358 to 741 code for a protein of 127 amino acids. The record is from RefSeq and is a predicted model, not a curated record. NCBI's taxonomy places the organism in Eukaryota, Metazoa, Arthropoda, Insecta, Hymenoptera, Apidae.
GCGCCCUCUGUCGAAAAGAAAGAAAAACAGAGAUUAAAAGAAGGUUAAUUUUCUGGAAACGUCGUCGUUGGAAGAUUUACUCGCCGCCGUCGCCGUUCGGGAAAUUACAACGUUGGCCAGACGUGAUGGAAAAACAGCAGAGGUAUGUAUCUGAUAGACAAGUGACAUAGUAGACGGUAGUAGCUACAUAUGGUCAAAUGAAAUACAUAUAACGAGGAAUGCGAGGUGAGGCGAGGCAAUCGCGACGUUGACAUUCGAGCGUGGCGUGCACAUGUUCGAUGUCGGUACCGUAGUUUGAUUUACGCAGCCGUAGAUGCGAUCUCUAUUAAACGUGUAUCCCGUACAUGGAUUGUGGGGAUGGACGGUAAAUCACGAGAAUCUGUUGGUCGCGGUGCAAGCCCAAUAGUUCUUCCAAGCAUCAACGUGAUACACAUAAUUGGUGGCGUUGCUACCGAGAGUUGCUAUAUCGUACGGAAAGCGCAUGCCCGAGAUCGGCGAGUAUUCGGAAGAAAAAUUCCCCCGUACUUACAAUUAGAGGCACGAAGAAUUACUCGACGGAAGGAAACAGGUUCGCCCGUGAGCUUCCUAGAUAAAAACUUUUUCCUAAAACUCCAACUAUCUUGGCUCGUUCGAUUAAACUCGACUCCGUUUACUCGGCGCCUUCAAAUUCAUUUAACUUCUCUGCUACUGUUGGCGCCUAUGGGGCGAUCAACUUACUUCCGUCCCCCCAAACGAGAGUAGCGCCUACUUCUAUGGGCGCUCACUUCACGUUGCUCGAAUCAAACUGAAGGCGUCUAUAGGCAAAUGUUACCGAUGACAGUUGCAGCAAAUAUUCACUUGAAAGUAGACGUAAGUGAAUUCUAACUCAAUUGCAUUUUCCAGUCAUAUAUUAUUUAAACGAUUAUUUUACAGUUACUUCAUUUAAGCUGUGGUAGUAAAUUAAUCGCAAAAAGGCACAAAUAUGCAGUGUAUAGAAGGGGGACGUAUCAAUGCAAGAAACGUAAUGUAGGAUUAUUGGUAU